UCUUGCUGCUGCCAGGUCCAGAGUGUGUCAUGGGUCCCUGUACGGCCUCCCAUUGCUGCUGUCUCCAUCGCCACACUCUGCCAUGUGCCACUUUCAGGUCUCCUCACACUGCUGGUGGGUUCCAUUUUGUCAUAGGGUGCUGGCAGAUUACGGGCCUCCCAUUGCUGCUGCCAGGCCCGUAAUCUGCCAUGGGCCCCCGUACCGACUCCUCAUGCUGCUGCCAGGCCCAGAGUGUGUCAUGGGUCCCUGUACGGCCUCCCAUUGCUGCUGUCUCCAUCGCCACACUCUGCCAUGUGCCACUUUCAGGUCUCCUCACACUGCUGGUGGGUUCCAUUUUUGUCAUAGGGUGCUGUAUGGCCUCCCAUUGCUGCUGCCUCCACCGCCACACUGUGGCUCCACACUCUGGUUUUGGCCCCGUGACUGCCCAAAUGAGUGAAGUGUGCGGUGAUUCUAAGAUCGACGGCACUCAUCUGCAUGUCAUACUG
This is a messenger RNA of Staurois parvus, 485 nucleotides long. The record is from the annotation of a GenBank genome assembly. NCBI's taxonomy places the organism in Eukaryota, Metazoa, Chordata, Amphibia, Anura, Ranidae.